This is a messenger RNA of Mya arenaria, 1758 nucleotides long. Its product is annotated as sushi, von Willebrand factor type A, EGF and pentraxin domain-containing protein 1-like. NCBI's taxonomy places the organism in Eukaryota, Metazoa, Mollusca, Bivalvia, Myida, Myidae. The record is from RefSeq and is a predicted model, not a curated record. The transcript has 3 exons. Bases 1 to 1758 code for a protein of 585 amino acids.
AUGGGGUGUACCUUUGUGAACAUAAAUUGGGUGUACAAAUAUGAUAUGUGCACCGAGGAUUACGCUGAUGCAUCCAACUUACAUAUUGUUCCAGAGUGCCCUGUCAUCGCCAAUACGUCUUCUUACACCGUCAACUUACCGGAAGAAAGACAACCGGGGACAGUUUUGACUUUUGCCUGUCAUCUCGGGACCGUCAAUACAUCCGGAAAUCUUUCCAGGACAUGCCUGAACGCUACCGUACCCGAUUGGAGUGGAGAUAUCCCCGUGUGCAGCCCCGUCACAUGUGCCAAUCCAAGCACGCAGUUGAACACAGACUUUUCCCUAAUCCCGCCACUUACAGCUCCAGUAUACGGAACUAUGGCGAUCUACGGUUGUGAUGCGGGGUAUAUGCCUGUUGGGAAUGGCACAAUUACGUGUCAAUCUGAGGGUACCUGGACGGAUCUGGAGCUCGUAUGUGUUUAUGAGACAUGCGGUCUCCCACCCGAUGUGGCGAAUGGAUCGUUUAAGGUUUAUACACGAAACAGAUUAUAUGUUGAUCUUAUUCCAUUUAGAGCCAUCUAUUCGUGCAAUGCUGGCCAUGUUCUUUCUGGAAAUAGUAUUGUAACGUGUGACUCAAACGAUGACGGAUGGACCGGAACACCACCGACUUGUACCUUUGUUGAUUGCGGUAUCCCAUUAAACCUGAAGUAUGGUCAGUUUGCCUAUAAUGAAACGUACUAUGGUAGCGUGGCGGUUAUAGAAUGCGAUGCCUCAAAUGAAUUAUCAGAACACUCCACUAUUUCAUGUAAUACAGAAGGCGAAUGGAUUGGAAACGUGAGUUGCCCAUUGCCAUUGUGUGAAACACCAUCGACACCAGUGAAAGGCGACGUAUUCUUCUCCUCCUUAGAAAUAAAUGCUACCGCCUCGUUCACGUGUCAAGAUGGAUACGUGUUAAACGGCGCGAUGAAUAGAACUUGUUUAGAUAAUUUGCAGUGGAGCUUCAUAGAACCAACUUGUGUCAUAGUCGACUGCGGAAUUCUUUUAAACCCUGAUAAUGGCUCUGUUAAUCUUACAUCAGGGACUACGUUUCAGCAAGAUGCAAGCUAUUCGUGUGACAUUGGCUUUACGCUUGUUGGCAGUGACAAAAGAGUAUGUCUAGAGGACGGAACAUGGAACGAGAGUGAGCCUGUUUGUCAACUUGUUGAUUGUGGCCUCCCUCCAGCACUUCAUAACGGCUCCUACAGCUCAUCUUCUGGUACCGUGUACCUAAGCCAACUUGUGUACUCGUGCAAUAUAGGUUUUACUAUUUCCAGAAACGACACCAUCGUUUGCUCUCAUACUGGUGUAUGGAACGGCACUAUGCCACGAUGCACAGCAGUUGACUGUGGACCAGUUACAGCACCAGACAACGGUGAAGUUGUGUUUCCUGGAGGUGACGUGAUCGCAACUACCUCCAGCAAACCAAACCUUAAACCUCUCUACAUCAUGCCGUGCUUGUGCAAUCCACACAAGGCGUUUGCUGGACUCACUCAAGACGAGAUCAUUGAGCAGCUUGUUCGGAACACCUCUGUUGAAAAGAAGAACACCUCCGCAUUCCUUAACAAAUACAUAAGCCGGGAAGAUAACCGCCCAGUUAGCGUUACUACAGGGUUUGCCAGCGUGUGUGUCAUCAGCACUAUGCUCGCGGUAAUUGUGUGCUCGGAUAUAAGGAACUUCGUACGGCAUAUGAAUAAUUAUGGAUCCAUCUUUGUCCGAUCUCGCAAAAAUAAAAACAAAUAG